Phragmites australis (common reed) is the source of this 2114-nucleotide messenger RNA. Its product is annotated as BTB/POZ domain-containing protein At2g13690-like. Lineage: Eukaryota; Viridiplantae; Streptophyta; Magnoliopsida; Poales; Poaceae. The transcript has 2 exons. The coding region runs from base 176 to 1828 and encodes 550 amino acids. The record is from RefSeq and is a predicted model, not a curated record.
UGACGUAAGGUUAGGGGAUACCAAUCCCUCCCAGGGCCUCAGUGCACGCCCUGCUCACUAGAUUGCGCCUUACUCCUCGAAUCUCUGGCCCUCUUCCCCCAUGGCCAGCAAUCCCCCCGUCUCUUCCUCCUCAGCCUCCUCUGAGCCCUAGCGAGUACCAGCUCAGCUCCAGAUCAUGACGGACGCGCCGCAGGGGCGCGGCCGGAGGCACGGCGGCGGCAGGGCAGCGCGCGUGCGUCCCCGCGGCUGGUGCUGCUCCUUCGCCGGCGCGCCGCAGAGCCCCGACCUCCGCCCGCUCCCCUCUGCCACGGCGGUCGCGUCCCCGGGUGGGGGUGGGGGUGGAGGUGGCGGUUGGGGCAGGAAGCUCCCGCCCAAGUCCCCGUCCGCGCCGUCCUUCCACGGCUCGCCGACGUCGUCGAGGCUGGCCGGCCUCGGCGGGCUCAUCGACCCCCGCCGCAUCCUCUCCCCUGGCCGCGUCUCCCCCAUCGACCUCGACGGUUCGGUCCCGCCUCCCCUCCCGCUCCCGCUCCCGCUCCCGCCGCCGUUGCCGCCCGCGGAGGAGGCGGCGGACGUGUUCCCCACGGAGCAGUCGUCGGCGGUGGCGCUGCUGGUGGCCGUGCGGGAGGAGGGGGAUGUCAGUGGUUCGUUGGAUCUGAGGCUUUUUCUGCGAGGGAGGGACGGGAGGUGCGUGCUCAUGGAGCUGGACUCCAGGGUGCUGUGCUGCAGCAGCGCCUUCUUCGCUGCCAUGGCGCCGGCUGAGGGCGCCGUGGCUGGUGAUGGAAGUGGCGGGAAGAGGAUUGAGGUGGACGGGGUGGACAAUGUGGAGGUUUUCAGGGCAGCGGUGGAGCUCAUGUACGAGCCUGAUCCAAUGCGGUGGCUCGCCGCUACUGGUGUGUCACGGGCCAUCGAUGUGCUUGAGGUAUGUUCCUCGAUCAUGUUUGACAGAGGAAUCAAAUUAUGUUUGACAUACAUAGAAGCAGUUCCCUGGAGUGAGAAUGAGGAGGAGAAGCUGAAGAGCCUAUUUGCAAGAUGCACUUUUGAUGAAGUGAUAUCCCAGGACAUACUGGCAAGGUUGCGGCCGCACAGCUGGAACAGCUCAGAAGACCUCACUGUGCAGCUUAUCCAAUCUGUCACUAGCAGCAUCAACAGUGGGGCAAGAAAAGACAUGCAAUCUUUGGUAAAUGGGCUACUAAGCAAAAGUUCAGUUUAUCAAAAAGACUUAUCAGGGCUAAACAAAGAGAGCCUGUAUCAGAUCUGUUAUUCAUGUUUGGAGUCACUGGUUGAUCUCUUUGAAGAAGCCAUAGAGUCAACAGAUGACAAAAGUCAGGCAGUGGUUGUUAGGGGGAGUAAACCAUUGAUUGAGCGAGUCUCAAGCCAGACAGAGAACCUGAAUUGGCUCUUAGAUAUUCUUGUAAACAAUGACAUGGCAGAAGAGUUUGUAGAAUUGUGGGCAAAGCAGGACAGGCUCAUCAGGAUGCAUGAGCAAGUAUCACCGAUGAUCAGGUAUGAGCUAAGCCGAAUAUCAUCCGGCGUGUUUGUUGCACUUGGCAAAGGAAGAGUGCAAUGCCGCGGCGACGUACGAAGCCUCCUCUUUCAUGGAUGGUUCAGCACAAUGUUGUUGGAUUUUGGCUGGCUUCAGCGUUGCUCCAAAGGUCUAGAUUUAAGAUCAUUGGAGGAGAAUUUAGGGCGAGGCCUUCUAACCCUCCCUCUGAGGCAGCAGCAAUGUUUGUUUGAGGAAUGGUUCCAGUUUUAUGUGUCUAGAGGAGCCGAGUGUCCGAACCUUAUUAGAGCUUUCCAGGUAUGGUGGAGAAGGUCUUUUGUCAGAUAAUCGAUAAAAGCUCGACGCCAAGGUUUUUCUUGUUCUACUACUAUGUGUUGUGCGUAUCAUGUGUAAAAUUGGAACUGUUGUGAUAACCCGUAGAGACUAAUGUUGUUUACAGUAGUUUAGCUCUUCCCGUUGUAUGUGCAUAGCUGGGUGAAUUUUAUUUGAGGAAUGGAUAGCUGUGAUGUGUGGUUUAGCAGGAGAUGGCAUCGUUCUAUAACUUGAUAUUUGUUUCCUUGAUCGAAGCAAUUGAUCCCCUCCUGUGAAUUAGAUAUUGAAGGGUUAAAAUGGA